This is a messenger RNA of Rangifer tarandus platyrhynchus (Svalbard reindeer), 1353 nucleotides long. NCBI's taxonomy places the organism in Eukaryota, Metazoa, Chordata, Mammalia, Artiodactyla, Cervidae. The record is from the annotation of a GenBank genome assembly.
AUGGCGGUGCAUCUGCGCUGGCUGAGCGCGGGUCCCUGCUGGCGCGCGGUGCGGGGCGCUUGCGGGGAGCUGCGCGCCUGCGGGGAGCUGCGCGCUUGGUCCCCGCGCUGCGCAGCCGGACGCCUGUGCCGCCCCCCUGGAACCGCUUGCCGCGAGCAGAGCCGCGGCCUGGGGUACGGCCCCCGGGUGGGAGGCGGCUCCCGGCUGAGGACUCGGCUAGCUGCGGGGCUGGCGGGGCUGGUGGGACUGGCCGCCGCCGCCUUCGGGCACGUGGAGCGGGCGGAGAUGGUGCGCAGGAGCUCCGGGGCGCAGAGCGCAUCGCCCGGCAGGCCCGAGGAGGAGGAGGACGAUGAGCUGGCCCGCCGCUGCCGCUGCUUCAUGGCCCCGCCGGUCACCGACCUGCGCGAGCUGCGGAGGCGGCCGGACGACAUGAAAAGCAAGAUGGAGCUGCUGAUACUGGAGACCCAGGCCCAGGUGUGCCAGGCGCUGGCACAGGUGGACGGGGGCGCUCGCUUCUCUGUGGACCGGUGGGAGAGGAAGGAAGGAGGUGGUGGCAUCAGCUGUGUACUUCAAGAUGGGCAUGUUUUUGAAAAGGCUGGGGUUAGCAUUUCUGUCGUUCAUGGAAACCUUUCUGAGGAAGCAGCAAAACAAAUGAGAAGCAGAGGAAAACUGCUGAAGGCAAAAGAUGGUAAAUUGCCAUUUUCUGCCAUGGGCGUGAGCUCUGUCAUUCACCCCAAGAAUCCUCAUACUCCUACUAUCCAUUUCAACUACAGAUACUUUGAGGUGGAAGAAGCUGAUGGUAACACCCUGUGGUGGUUUGGCGGUGGAUGUGACCUUACCCCAACAUACUUGAACCAAGAGGAUGCAGUCCAUUUUCACAGGACUCUCAAGGAGGCAUGUGACCAGCAUGGUCCAGAUCUCUAUCCCAAAUUUAAAAAGUGGUGUGACGAUUACUUUUUUAUAGCCCACCGUGGGGAGCGGAGGGGUAUCGGGGGUAUCUUUUUUGAUGACCUCGACUCUCCAUCCAAGGAGGAGGUGUUUCGCUUUGUGGAGAGCUGUACCCAGGCUAUCAUUCCUUCUUAUGUCCCCCUCGUGAAGAAGCACUGUAAUGACGCCUUCACUCCCCAGGAGAAGCUGUGGCAGCAGCUCCGAAGAGGACGGUAUGUAGAAUUUAACCUGCUCUACGAUCGGGGUACAAAGUUUGGCCUCUUCACUCCGGGAUCCAGGAUCGAAAGCAUCUUGAUGUCUUUACCUCUCACUGCCCGAUGGGAGUACAUGCAUUCACCCUCAGAGAACUCCAAAGAAGCUGAAAUUCUGGAAGUUUUGCGCCACCCAAGGGACUGGGUACCUUGA